Messenger RNA from Colletotrichum costaricense, 249 nucleotides. RefSeq lists its product as uncharacterized. Bases 1 to 249 code for a protein of 82 amino acids. The transcript is spliced from 4 exons. NCBI's taxonomy places the organism in Eukaryota, Fungi, Ascomycota, Sordariomycetes, Glomerellales, Glomerellaceae. The record is from RefSeq and is a predicted model, not a curated record.
AUGGUUGGUAGGGCUGAAGAAGACGCAGAGAAGGCAGUCUUGAGGCAGAUUCUCAAGAUGCAGUGGGAUACAUGGGGGCUCCUGGCUCGAGAGGAGGCCGCCCUGAUCAAGCCCUUGGGCCAGGCUGAGAUGGAGGGUCAAGGAACGAAUGCAUCCAAGCCCCUCAGACAGCGGAAGCGGGCCGGUAGGAUGGACAUUGCAUGUGGCGCAGCUGACAUGGCCGAAGCGGUGAAUCAAGCCGAGACAUAG